Messenger RNA from Uranotaenia lowii, 2871 nucleotides. RefSeq lists its product as uncharacterized. The transcript has a single exon. NCBI's taxonomy places the organism in Eukaryota, Metazoa, Arthropoda, Insecta, Diptera, Culicidae. The coding region runs from base 1 to 2871 and encodes 956 amino acids. The record is from RefSeq and is a predicted model, not a curated record.
AUGCCAGCCUCUGCGUCAACUACUAAAAGGGCGACAGGAGUUGGGUCAUCCUUGAAGGUACUGAAUACUAAAUUGAAGCAGAUUCAAACUGGUGUUAGCCACAUUUGGCGAUUUGUGGAGGACUUCAAGGAAGAUUCAGUGACUACUGCGAUUGAAGUUCGGUUGGAAGAACUGGAAAGCUUGUGGGAGCGAUACAACGACACCAUUAUCGAGAUACAAUCACAUGAUGACUACAAGGCAGAGGAGGAUUUCAGCGAGAGGGAUGGCGCUGAGUUUAAUGAUCGCUAUUACUUCGCGAAAACUUUCUUGGUGGAACGAAUAAAGGAAAGGCAGGAACCAACGGACUUAAAUCAGACAGUUAGAGGAAAUGAAACCAUGAAUCAAUCAACGUUAGAUCAUGUGCGCUUACCCCAAAUAAAAUUGCAGACAUUUGAUGGUAAUAUCGACGAAUGGCUGAGUUUCAGAGACUUGUACACAUCUUUAAUACACUGGAAGACCGAUCUCCCUGAAGUGGAAAAAUUCCACUAUUUAAAAGGCUGCCUCCAGGGAGAACCAAAGGCAUUGAUUGAUCCAUUGAAGAUUACCAGGGGAAAUUACCAGAUUGCGUGGGAUUUGCUGUGUAAACGAUAUAACAAUAAUAAACUGCUACGUAAACGUCAGGUUCAAGCUCUUUUUCAGCUUCCAACUCUCACGAAGGAGUCCGUUACCGAUCUGCACAAUCUCUUAGAAGGUUUUGAGAGAAUUGUGCAGACUCUGGACCAGAUCGUUCAGCCAGGGGAUUAUAAGGAUCUCCUGUUGGUCCACAUUCUCUCCUCACGUCUCGAUCCUACGACACGUAGAGGAUGGGAAGAAAGCUCAGCAACCAAGGAUCAAGAUUCGGUCAAUGAUAUGACGGAGUUCCUUCAACGACGUGUUCGUAUUUUGGAGUCUUUGCCAAGUAAACCCAUAGAGCCAAGAACUACGCAGUUUACACCUUUCACUAGACAGAAGCAAUAUCCAAGGGGAAGUUUCACCUCGGUUCAAACACCAGUCAGAUUGUGCGUCGUGUGUUCGUCAGACCAUCUCCUAUUCCAGUGCCCUGUGUUUCAGAAAUUAUCCGUGUCGGAAAGAGAAAAGAUGGUACGAAUUAAUAUGUUGUGUCGGAAUUGUUUCAACAAGGGUCACAGAGCGUCAGAAUGUAGAUCCAAGUUCUCUUGUCGUCAUUGUAAAGGACGACACCACAGUUUGGUUUGCUUCAACGCAGAUAAGGUCGGAACGGUGCAUACCAACUCACAACACCAAGGAGAAUCAUCGGAGCCCAAGGAAAUCCAUCAAUCAUUAGCCAAUCCAGUGUUAAACGUAGCCGCUGAUGAUGUGCAAGCCUGCAACUCAGCUCAGCAUCACUCUUCUCAGAUUCUGUUGGCAACUGCAAUUGUCGUUAUCGAAGAUGAUUUCGGCAAUCAAUACUCGGCACGUGCGCUUUUGGAUUCUGGGUCAGAAAGUAACCUUUUGACAGAGCGGUUAAGUCAAAAAUUAAGAGUUUCGAGGGAAAGGGUGGACAUAUCAGUUAUUGGAGUUGGUCACGCAAUCACAAAGGUAAAACAACGUGUUCAAGCCACUGUUCGAUCUCGGGAUUCUGGGUUUACUCGCUCGAUGCAGUUCUUAGUUUUGCCAAGGGUGACAGUUAAUUUGCCAACAACCUCAAUCAAUGCUGUUUUAUGGAAAAUUCCAGAAGGAAUUCAUUUGGCGGAUCCUUCCUUUUACGUGUCUGGAGAAGUAGACAUAGUUUUGGGUAUCGAAUCCUUCUUUGACUUCUUCGAUAGUGGGAAAAGGAUCGCACUGGGCGAUCAUCUACCAAUGCUAAAUCACUCGGUCUUUGGAUGGGUCGUUUGUGGAGGGAUUUCUAAGCCUAUACAGUCCACUCAGGUUCUCUAUAAUACUCACACGUCGGAAGAAUCCCUAGAAAACUUGAUGGCUCGAUUUUGGUCCUGUGAGGAGAUCGAGUCAGCCCAUUCGUACUCUCCAGAAGAAGCUAAAUGUGAGGAGUUAUUCACGCAGAAGGUUCACCGCGGUUCUGAUGGUCGUUAUUCAGUUUCGCUACCGAAAAAUGAAGACGUUUUGGCGCAUUUGGGCGAGUCUAAGGAGAUCGCAAUGCGACGUUUUCUAGCAACGGAGAGAAGAUUAUCGAGAGAUGAAGGUUUGAGGUUACAAUACGUUGCAUUCAUGGAUGAAUACCUCAAUUUAGGCCACAUGAAACAGAUUGAUGAGUCAGAUUUGAAUUUGUGUCAGAUAUCCGAAGUCAAAGAGUCAGUUUGUGAUGAGAAUGUAAACCCUGGAUUGAGAUCACGAUUCACUGCAGCAAAACCGUCAGAAUUUGAACCAGAAUGUUCGAAAAGGUCAGUUUCUAAGUCAGAUUGUGUAAGAAAUUCAGUUUUGAGUCAGAAGUCGGUAAAACGAUGUUUUUUGCCCCAUCACCCGGUAGUUAAGGAAGCCAGUACGACAACUAAGGUCCGAGUAGUAUUCGAUGCAUCAUGUAAAACAUCCUCAGGGGUAUCAUUGAAUGAUGCCUUGUAUGCAGGACCGGUCGUACAAGAAGAUCUGCGGUCAAUUAUUCUCCGUUGUCGUACCAAACACAUCAUGGUGGUUGCUGACGUUGAGAAGAUGUUCCGCCAAAUAAAAAUUGAUUCGAACGACAGUCCUCUCCAAUCUAUUCUUUGGAGAUCAUCUCCAAGUGAAGUUAUUCGGACCUAUGAACUCUGCACAAUUACUUAUGGAACCAAACCUGUACCGUUUCUAGCUACAAGAACUUUGCAAAAGUUAGCCUCUGAUGAAGGCCAAAAGUUCCCUAUGGCAUCGCAGGCCAUUCUUCAGGAUACGUAUGUAUAUGGAUGA